Messenger RNA from Medicago truncatula (barrel medic), 396 nucleotides. Its product is annotated as 60S acidic ribosomal protein P1. Gene Ontology annotation, biological process: translational elongation; cytoplasmic translation. Lineage: Eukaryota; Viridiplantae; Streptophyta; Magnoliopsida; Fabales; Fabaceae. Gene Ontology annotation, molecular function: protein kinase activator activity; ribonucleoprotein complex binding; structural constituent of ribosome. The record is from RefSeq and is a predicted model, not a curated record. Bases 38 to 370 code for a protein of 110 amino acids. The transcript has a single exon. Gene Ontology annotation, cellular component: cytosolic large ribosomal subunit; ribosome.
CCCUAGUUUGAGUGGCAGAACAAUCACAAUUCACAAAAUGAGUUCCGGAGAAUUGGGCUGCAUUUACGCCACCUUGAUCCUCCACGACGAUGGAAUCCCAAUCACCGCGGAGAAGAUCGGCACUUUGUUGAAGGCUGCUAAUGUCACCGUUGAAUCUUACUGGCCAGGCCUAUUCGCUAAGUUUGCACAGAGCAAGAACGUUGAUGAUCUCAUUUUGAAAUCCGGCGCUGUUGGUGGUGUCGUCGUUGCCGUAUCUGCACCUGCUUCUGUAGGUGGAGCCACAGCAGCAGCUGAACCUGCCGCCGUUGAAAAGAAGGAGGAAGCCAAGGAAGAAAGUGACGAUGACAUGGGCUUUAGUUUGUUUGAUUAAGUUUCUCUUUAUAGUUUGUUGUAGCC